AUGGCUAGCCAAAGGCUAAAGCCUGAUGUUGCUACAUAUGGUUCCUUUAUUUAUGGCCUUUGUAAGGAAGGGAAGAUAUCAGUUGCUGUCCAGGUGCGAGACCAAAUGCUUGAGAAUGGGAUUACUCCAAGUGUGGAUAUAUACAAUACGAUAUUGGAGGCAAUGUUCAAAAGAGGGAAGUUUUGGGACAUUAUCUCAGUAUUGAAAGAUAUGGCUAGGGAUGGGUGCGAACCUGAUUCAGUCUCUUUAGAUAUUUUACACCGAGCAGCGACAAAAGGUUGGAUGAAGGGUUUUCCUAAGGCUGCAAAAUGUCUGGGGUUUGUGAUAUCUGGUAGUUGUCAAAAGGAGGCACGUCACAAGGAGAUACCAUGCUGAUUGACCAAGAGAAUUGUGCCAGAUUUGAUUGCUUCAUUAUCAUGACUCGCACCCCGUAGCUGAAACCUGUUUUGGCUUGAAUGUUGUUCCCCGCAGACUCUAUUCAGAACUUGGAACCAGGAGUGCCAUUUUGGUAUUGAGCAGUGCUAGCCUGGAUACACGCAAUUGAAGAGGAUCUGAGUUUGGAAAAAACCAGAACCCACAAAUCCUAUGCGCAGCCGCAAUGAUGAUGGCGGUUGGUCCUCCACAAACUCGUGGAUUGAGAUUCUACUUAAGUACUUCCACAUUCGCACUUGCCCUGUUAUUUCAAACCACUGCUCCACCUUUUGCAGCUGCAGUCCCUGUUCAUUGCAUGUGCUCGAUUUAAAGUUACCUCCUGCUCGAAUUCGUCAUUGAUGAACGAAGAACCUAUUUGUGGGUAAGUUGAGCAUCCAUACCUGAGGUAAUGUUUUGGAAUUUGACUUCCUACCACCCUGUGAUUAGACUUUCGGAUCUUGAAGACCUUGAAAUUCCUCCAUUUUAAUUGCUUCUUGUCGCUUUUUCCACCCUUUCUUUUGACAUCUGUUCAUGGCAUGGCACGACUGUUUUGGAAUGUCUAGAGAAAUCAGUUGAUCACAUGCGACAUUUCAACACUCCUGUUGAUAUACUUAGAUGGAGACAUAAGAAAUUGCUUAAUAAAAUGAUAUAUUUGAUACUGAAAAUGGAUAGAGCUUAUUUGCACUACAUCAAUCACCAAAAUUUUGCUUUCUUGCUGUGCGAUAUUAAAACUCCAUCCUAGUAUCCUUCAUAAGCUUGUUGGGGCUUCUCACUUUCAUAUAAAUGAUUUUUUCUGUUGAAGAUAUUGGUGUCAUAUCAUGGGGUGACUUGCUCAUUCCAUGCCAUUUUAGAAAGCUAUUCUAUUAUAUGCAUACUUCGGGUUAACUUAACCUAUAGAAUACCAUAUCUACCAGAAAAAAAUUGGAAACAUAUUGAGAGUACCAGUUGUAAUUGCCUUAUCCUUCUCAUCUAUUUUAGUCUUUUAAGAUUUCCUUCCAUUUCAUGUUUAUUAAAUGAUUUAGCUCAGUUCUACUGUGCUGUGUGCUAUUCGAGGGAAACUACCAAACUAUUGUCAUUGUAAGAGCUAAAUGAUUUAAGUCAGUUUUAGUCACCACUUCCUAGAACUAAUUUUAUCCAAUAGUUAUGCUGUUUUAUGUAGCCUUCAGAGUAUUUAUGCCACAUUCUGCCUUCAAGAGCAUUUUGGCAGCUUCACUUGUUCUUUAGUGAAUACUGCUUCUGCGUUUUCUAUGUUAAAAUUACUAUUGUUUUAUGGUCCUUUUGGUGGUAAAGGGGGAUUACUUAUGUAACUAUUGGACUCAUUGAUGGAGUUUUCAUCUCUUGGUAGGGAGGAAAGAGUUGGUUUCACUUCUUUCUUUGCUUAAUUCAAUUACUUUGGAGUCUAAAUGGGGUGGAUAAAAGGUGUUGGGUCAUUGACUUUGACACAUCGGGGUUAUUCUUGUGCAAGUCCUACUUUGAUUAGUUGAUUGAUGAUCUAUCAAUUCCUUUUUUUAUCUGUCAUUGAAGAUUUGGAGAGUUAAGGUGCCAUUGAAAGUGCAAGUUUGUGUAUGGGUAAUUGCAUAUGGUAAGAUUAAUAUAGUGUUAUGUUACAAAUAAGGAGGCCUUCUACUUGUUUGAACCCACAAUGGUGCAUUAUGUGUAGAGGUAGUAGUGAAAUCAUGGAUCAUUUAUUCCUUCAUUGUCCAAUAGCAUUGUCGUUGUGGAAUAAAUUAUUUGUGUUGGUGGGCCUUUGUUUUGUGGUCCCGAUAUCUAUUUCAUCAAUAUUUAGUGUGGAUUUUAAAGGAUAAGGUGGAGGUGGGAAAGGUGUGAUACUAUGACAUUAUGCUUUAUUUGCCAUUGUUUGGAUGUAAAAGAAUGCGAGAUUUGAAGAUAAAAUGGAAGUGUUGGAGGGUCUAUGGGAAAAGGCUUAUUUUUUAGCUUCUUUUUGGGCUUUCGUUACUAAGGAGUUCGAGAAUGUCCCUCUUUUUUGUA
Messenger RNA from Ilex paraguariensis (yerba mate), 2400 nucleotides. NCBI's taxonomy places the organism in Eukaryota, Viridiplantae, Streptophyta, Magnoliopsida, Aquifoliales, Aquifoliaceae. The record is from the annotation of a GenBank genome assembly.